Messenger RNA from Anguilla rostrata (American eel), 2550 nucleotides. It is a transcript of the gene tpo, whose product is annotated as thyroid peroxidase. Gene Ontology annotation, biological process: response to oxidative stress. Lineage: Eukaryota; Metazoa; Chordata; Actinopteri; Anguilliformes; Anguillidae. The record is from RefSeq and is a predicted model, not a curated record. Gene Ontology annotation, molecular function: peroxidase activity; heme binding. Bases 259 to 2487 code for a protein of 742 amino acids. The transcript has 13 exons.
UUAUUCUGUCUGGUGUAGGUGAGUGCUUUGGAAAGAGUCGCUAGGUUGAAGUGUUCUUGCUGGAUUAAGAGAGCAUGAACCUGACUCCCCCAGCAAGUUCUGGGAUUGACCCUUCGGCUAUCGCCCGCCACCAGACCGGCUCGAUCACCUGGUGCAGAGCUUGGACUCCGUGCCCGCCUUGUCAAACCGUCGGACCGUCAAACGAUCGUACUGAUAUUUGAUACAACUGGAUUUUUUGGUUGCUGAAAAAUAAACAUUAUGACUAUUUACAUCAAGGUAUUUACAUCUUCACUGAUAUCCUGCUUGCUGCUCUUAUCUAUGUCAAGCCCUGAAGCUCAUAAUUACCAAAGGAAACAGGGACAGGGAGCAUCUCCUUUAUUCGCGUUCCAGGGCAAUCCUCCAGGAGGAAACAUGGCUCCUCUACACACCACACACAGGGAAGGCCCAGUCCUGUCUGCAGCCCCUGCCUUUUCCUUCCGACGGCAGGUUGACCCAGAAAUGCUCGAGCAGUCCAGAGCUGCACAGAGGCUGGAGUGGACUCUGUGGGACUUAAAGGACCGAGUGAAGCACAGACGCACACGAGACACCAGGGCCUCAGAGCUUCCUACAUUAAAGGAAGUGGAGCUUGUUAUGAACCUGUCAGGGUGCCACCGUCCAAUUCCAAAAAAUUCAUGUCCCACGGACAGGCAUUCCAGAAAGUACCGCACCAUCUCUGGAGUGUGCAACAACAGGGAUCACCCUUUCUGGGGCGCGGCUAACACCGCCCUGGCCAGAUGGCUGCUGCCGGAGUACGAGGACGGAGAGCGGUCCCCCCGGGGCUGGCACAGCGGGCGCCUCUACCACAGCUUCCCCCUGCCCCCGGUCAGGGAAGUCAGCAACGUGAUAAUGCGCGACUCUGGCGGGGGCCUGCUCGAGGAUGAGACUUACUCCCAGAUGCUGGUGGACUGGGGCCAGUACGUGGACCACGACAUCUCCUUCACCCUGCAGAGCGCUAACCAAGCAACCGCGCAGCCAGCCUGCUCUGGCACCUGUGAAAACACUAAUCUCUGCUUCCCUAUCCAGGUUCCACAUGAUGACCGGCUGUCAGGUCAGCGGAAGUGUUUACCAUUCAUUCGCUCUUCCCCGGCAUGCCCGUCCAGCACUGAUGAUGUAAACACCCUGCUUCACAAGCUUCGCACGGGUCUGGCACGGGAGCAGGCCAAUGGAAUCACCUCCUUCCUGGAUGCCUCCACGGUGUACGGCAGUAGCUCCACCCUGGAGCUCCGUCUCCGCGACCCGUCCAGCCAGUCUGGAGGCCUCACCGUCAACCCUCACUUCACAGACCAUGGCCGAGCACAUCUGCCAUUCGUCCCCAACCCUCCCCAUGCCUGCCUUCCAGACCCAGGGGGACCACCAGGCGAGAGGGGAGAGUGCUUCCUCGCAGGAGAUAGCCGGGUUAAUGAGGUCCUCUCUCUCUCCGCCCUCCACACACUGUGGGUGCGAGAACACAACCGUCUAGGCCAUGUCCUGAAAUCACUCAAUCCUCAUUGGAGCACUGAGACCACUUACCAGGAGACCCGCAAGAUAAUUGGAGCUCUGCACCAGAUCAUAACCUACAGGGACUAUAUUCCUAAAGUCCUUGGACCUGAGGCUUUCACUCAGUACGUUGGCACGUACAGAGGUUACAACAGUUUGGUCAACCCGGCAGUCUCUAACGUUUUUGCCACAGCAGCGUUCAGGUUUGGGCAUGCAACAGUUUCACCCGUGCUGAGGAGGCUGAACGAGAGCUUCCAGGAGCAUGACCUGUACCCCUCUCUGAGCCUCCAUCAGUCUUUCUUCAGUCCCUGGAGACUGCUGAGAGAAGGGGGGCUGGACCCGGUUCUGAGAGGCAUGCUGGGAAAGCCAGCCAUGGCAGUGACCCCCGACCACCUGAUGACCCCUGAGCUCACCCAGAGGCUGCUGGUCCUGUCCAGUCCUGGGUCUCUGGAUUUGACAGCUUUAAACCUACAGCGAGGUCGCGACCAUGGGCUUGCAGGUUACAAUGACUGGAGAGCAUUCUGUGGACUGGAAAGAGUGGAAACCCUCACUGAAAUCAGAUCAAUUAUAAGUGACCCUGCUUUGGUGAAGAAGAUCAUGGAUCUGUACGGUCACCCAAGUAACAUAGAUGUUUGGCUUGGUGGGCUGCUGGAGGACCACGUGCCUGGUGGCAGAACUGGCCCUCUUUUUGCCUGCUUGAUUGGCAAACAGAUGAAAGUGCUGCGUGAUGGAGACAGAUUCUGGUGGGAGAACAAUGGAGUUUUUACACAGGCACAGAAACGGGAACUCAAAAGACACUCACUGUCCCGGGUGAUUUGUGACAACAGCGGAGUCAGAGAGGUUCCCCCUGACCCCUUCCAAAAAGCACACUACCCACAUGACUUCCUGUCAUGUGACAACAUCCCGGCAAUGAACCUGGAGGCAUGGCGUGAUGGUGUCAGCAAAGCUUGCAGUGAUUACAAGGAACCAUAAAAGGACAGGGUAAUGGCUCCCAGAUAGCCUUCAACAUUGAAAACAUACUGUGGAAUUUCAAUG